Messenger RNA from Vitis vinifera (wine grape), 1843 nucleotides. RefSeq names its product pyruvate dehydrogenase (acetyl-transferring) kinase, mitochondrial. Gene Ontology annotation, biological process: regulation of glucose metabolic process; protein phosphorylation. Gene Ontology annotation, cellular component: mitochondrion. The coding region runs from base 213 to 1298 and encodes 361 amino acids. Gene Ontology annotation, molecular function: pyruvate dehydrogenase (acetyl-transferring) kinase activity. Lineage: Eukaryota; Viridiplantae; Streptophyta; Magnoliopsida; Vitales; Vitaceae. The transcript is spliced from 6 exons. The record is from RefSeq and is a predicted model, not a curated record.
UACCAAAAAGAUUAGAAGCGGGUUAUCUUUUUCACCGCCAUCUCUGGUUAAAACUAACCAGAGUUUACGCCUUUCAGAGGCGUCCUCCACUUGUCUGUCUCCCUCUUCUUCUCUCUCCGUUUUGAGUGUCAGUUCUGGCUUUGUAGACUCCGCUUGCAUGUUGGGUCUUUGCUCUCUUGUUCAUACUCGCUUCUGGGCGGUGUUGUUCAGCCAUGGCGGUUAAGAAACUGUGCGAGUCCUACUCAAAGAGUUUCAGAGGUGAGGUACAGAGAUGGGGUUGUAUGAAGCAGACUGGUGUGAGUUUGAGGUACAUGAUGGAGUUUGGGUCCAGACCCACUGAGAAAAAUCUGCUUAUCUCUGCUCAAUUUCUUCACAAAGAACUCCCCAUAAGAAUCGCCAGGAGAGCCAUUGAGCUCGAGAGCCUACCCUAUGGCUUAUCUGAAAAGCCUGCUGUUUUGGAGGUGAGGGACUGGUAUUUGGACUCUUACCGUGACCUUCGGGCCUUUCCGGAGAUCAAGGAUAAAAAUGAUGAAUUGGAAUUCACGCAAAUGAUUAAGAUGAUUAAAGUGAGACACAACAAUGUGGUUCCCACAAUGGCUUUGGGUGUUCAACAGUUGAAGAAAGGCAUUAAUGUGAAGAUUGUUUAUGAGGAUCUGGAUGAGAUUCAUCAAUUUUUAGAUCGUUUCUACAUGUCAAGGAUUGGAAUUCGCAUGCUUAUUGGGCAGCACGUAGAGCUGCAUAAUCCAAACCCAGCUCCAGAUUGUGUGGGUUAUAUACACACAAAAAUGUCUCCUGUGGAGGUAGCACGAAGUGCCAGUGAGGAUGCCCGCUCUAUUUGCUUACGAGAGUAUGGCAGUGCACCGGAUAUUAGUAUAUAUGGGGAUCCCAAUUUUACAUUCCCUUAUGUUCCAACACACUUGCAUCUCAUGGUAUUUGAGUUGGUUAAAAACUCCUUGCGUGCUGUCCAAGAGCAGUUUAUGGACUCUGACAAAGUUGCACCUCCUGUUCGAAUAAUAGUUGCUGAUGGAAUAGAGGAUGUUACUAUUAAGGUCUCAGAUGAAGGGGGUGGAAUCCCAAGAAGUGGCCUCCCUAAAAUCUUUACAUAUCUUUAUAGUACUGCAAAGAACCCGCUGGAUGAGCAGUCAGAUAUUGGGUCAUCUGGUGGGUUAACAAUGGCUGGAUAUGGAUAUGGGCUUCCAAUCAGUCGCUUAUAUGCGCGAUAUUUUGGCGGGGAUCUGCAAAUUAUCUCCAUGGAGGGAUAUGGAGUGUUUUUUAAAGAAUAUAAAAUAGAGGGAUAAUUAGAAGAAAGAGAAGAUACGAACCGUAUAAGAGCUUAUAUGAUGGAUGAAUCAUAACAGCAAAUUUGACCUUAGUAGGAGCUAUAUUGAAUCUUCAGUGUCCAGACAGUAGUUCUACUGUAAAUCAGACAAUAUACAUAAUCUUAAAUCUCAUCUACAGCCAUCUUGAGCCAACUCUCUGGUGUACCCUCACUGGGCUCUAUUGCGAUAGCUAAGGGUCAGAAGAUGCCCGAUCCUAUUCUCUGUUUUUUUUUUGUUUUUUUUUAUGUAUAUACUUCUUGUAUACAUAGGGUGCACCCCUUUUCAUUGGUGCUCUUUCAGUAGAUUGUAUGUUUGCUUAUCAAAAAAGAAAUCCCUGUGGCCUUUCAUGUGAAAGCAGCCCAUUCUAAAUUCUCCUUUUUUUAACCUUGGGGGUAUGCCCAUUGCCAACCUUGAAGGAAGUCCUCUUUUUGCAAUAGAAACUUGUAUUUUUGUAAUCAAGGCACUGAUUCUUGGAUACUCAAACUUAAAAAGCUUUAAUUCCUGACUCUUGGGUGUUGGCUAAA